This is a messenger RNA of Liolophura sinensis, 558 nucleotides long. Its product is annotated as ubiquitin-ribosomal protein eS31 fusion protein. Gene Ontology annotation, molecular function: protein binding; structural constituent of ribosome. The coding region runs from base 10 to 483 and encodes 157 amino acids. Gene Ontology annotation, biological process: translation. The transcript has 5 exons. The record is from RefSeq and is a predicted model, not a curated record. Gene Ontology annotation, cellular component: ribosome. Lineage: Eukaryota; Metazoa; Mollusca; Polyplacophora; Chitonida; Chitonidae.
ACUGCGAAGAUGCAGAUCUUCGUGAAAACAUUAACGGGCAAGACCAUCACCUUAGAGGUCGAGGCCAGUGAUACCAUUGAAAAUGUGAAGGCCAAGAUUCAAGACAAAGAAGGCAUUCCUCCAGACCAGCAAAGGUUGAUCUUUGCAGGUAAACAGCUCGAGGAUGGCCGCACCCUGUCUGACUACAACAUCCAGAAAGAGUCCACGCUCCACCUAGUGCUCAGGCUGAGGGGUGGGGCCAAAAAGAGGAAGAAGAAGAAUUACACCACCCCAAAGAAGAACAAACACAAGAAAAAGAAGGUUAAGCUCGCAGUUCUUAAAUAUUACAAGGUGGAUGAGAAUGGUAAAAUCACACGUCUACGUCGGGAGUGCCCCAAUGAGGAGUGUGGUGCUGGAGUGUUCAUGGCCUCUCACUUUGACAGACAGUACUGUGGAAAGUGUUGUCUGACGUACGUCUUCAACAAACCAGAGGAACGAGCAUAGAGCACUGAUUUCUGUACAUUUGCCACAAUCUAGUGUGAUCAAUAAAUCAUGCAAAAAAAAUCCUUAUACAACUCA